Cercospora beticola is the source of this 792-nucleotide messenger RNA. Its product is annotated as aminoglycoside phosphotransferase family protein. The record is from RefSeq and is a predicted model, not a curated record. NCBI's taxonomy places the organism in Eukaryota, Fungi, Ascomycota, Dothideomycetes, Mycosphaerellales, Mycosphaerellaceae.
AUGGCGGCGGCAUCACGCGUUCUCACUCCUGCCGAGUGGGCUUCAGCGACUACGUUGCCGCCCGAAGAAAUACCCAAUGUAUUCAAAAUCGAUGAAGUCACAGUCGCGAAAACUGGACUUGACGAAGCCCGCGCCAAAUCAGAAGUUGCUGCCAUGGAAUUUGCUCGAAGCAGAACUUCCAUGCCCAUUCCUAAAGUCUACAAUUGCUACCUUGUGGAAGACACGCAAAAGUGGUGCAUACUAAUGGAAUAUGUUGACGGCACGAACCUGACGCAGGCAUGGGAAGAAGCCAGCGACGAGUGCAAAACUCAAAUUGUCCACCAACUGAGAGGAUUCUUGGAAGAAUUACGCAGCGUCAAAGGGGAAUUUAUAGGAUCUGUCGAUAGGACUUUCUGCCGCGACCAAUUUUUCGAAGACCAGGACGAUACAUUUGGCCCGUUCGCGACCGAAGCAGAAUUUCACAAUGCACUGAUCUCUGUUAUGAGAAGCGUGCAGAGCAAUGCCUGGGUAGAAAUGGUAGUGGGCUUUGUGGAAUCAUUGCCAACGCACGAUAUCGUACUCACACAUUCGGAUUUUCACCCGCGAAAUAUUAUCGUUCGAGAUGAUAAGGUGGUGGCCAUUCUCGAUUGGGAGCUCGCGGGUUUCUAUCCCGCGUACUGGGAAUAUGUCAAGGCCAACUACCUUCCAAACUGGGAUGAUGUCUGGGUCAAGGAACGUGUAACAGAUCGAAUUCUAGAACGUUACCCUGUAGAGCAUGCGAUACAUAUCCACGCCAGUCGGAUUGUCUGGUAA